Molecule: messenger RNA, 4373 nt
Organism: Colossoma macropomum (tambaqui)
Lineage: Eukaryota; Metazoa; Chordata; Actinopteri; Characiformes; Serrasalmidae
Gene: dgcr2
Product: DiGeorge syndrome critical region gene 2
Exons: 11
Coding region: 250-1884 (544 amino acids)
Cellular component (GO): membrane
Molecular function (GO): protein binding
Source: RefSeq, a predicted model, not a curated record
CGCUGAGGCUGAUGGAGGAGAGCGCGGCCAUCUUGUUGUGUUUUGGGCCGAGCUGAAGCUGCAGCGGAGAGAGACGGAACGCAGACUAAUAAACACAAACAAAACACACAGCAAGCAAACAAGUGCAGCAGACAGCAACAGCAGGACCAAGGCGCAGCAGGUCGGACCCCGCGGUGUCCUGAGGAGCUCCAGGCGGAGGGCAGUCUCUCCGCGGCCCUUCUGUCCCCCGGAGCCCGGAAUGAGCGUUCGAUGUGGGGGAAGGCGCGCUGUACCGCUCCGCUGCUGCUCAUCGCGCUGCUGGGCGCCAUCAUCACGGAGCCACCGGGCACAGGUGGGCGGGUAGCUGUAGCACGGCUGCUCUCAGAGCAGCGCUGCAACCCCGGGCAGUUCGCCUGUCGCAGUGGGAAGAUGCAGUGCAUCCCGCUGGCCUGGCAGUGUGACGGCUGGACUGCCUGCGAGGACAAAAGUGACGAACUGGAUUGUCCACCUAUGAAGGAGGCGCGUUAUCGCUAUGGAAACAGUUUUGAGCAGGUGGAGGAUGUGAUGGGCGUGGCUCAGCCAGUGCGCUUCAACAAGAAGUGUCCGAGCGGUUGGCAUCACUACGAGAAGACGGCGAGCUGUUAUAAAGUAUAUCUGCGGAAUGAGAACUACUGGCAGGCGGUGGAAACGUGUCAGAGAGUGAACGGCUCGCUCGCCACCUUUGUCACCAACGAGGAGCUGCAGUUCAUCCUCAAGAUCGAGGUGGACUUUGACGAAAAAGUGUGUGAACGCAAAGACCAGUGCAAUUUUUGGGUGGGGUAUCAGUACGUCAUCACUAACCAGAGUCGCUCCCUGGAGGGCCGCUGGGAGGUGGCCUACAAAGGUUCUUUGCAGGUGUUCCUGCCCCCGGAGGGUUUGACCAGUUUUUCGGAGGUCAGUCCGACGCAGGAGAGCGUGUUCUGCGCUCAGCUUCAGCGCUUCCAAAACAAAAACAUUAACGAGCACGGUCUGCACAGCUGGCACGCCGAGAACUGUUACAAGAAGUUCCCCUUUCUCUGCAAGAGGAGGCAGACGUGCGUGGAUAUAAAGGACAACGUGGUCAGUGAGGGUUAUUACUUCACUCCUAAAGGAGAUGAUCCGUGUCUGAGCUGCACCUGCCAUGACGGAGAGCCCGAGAUGUGUGUGGCUGCGCUGUGUGACCGACCGCAGGGGUGCACACACUUCCGCAAAGACCCCAAAGAGUGCUGCAAAUUCACCUGCCUUGAUCCAGACGGCAGCAGCCUGUUCGACUCCAUGGCCAGUGGGAUGCGUCUGAUCGUCAGCUGCAUCUCGUCCUUCCUCAUCCUCUCCCUGCUGCUCUUCAUGGUGCACCGUCUGCGGCAGCGCAGACGAGAGAGGAUAGAGACGCUGAUCGGAGGAAACCUGCAUCAUUUUAACUUGGGCCGGCGCGUGGCCGGGUUCGAUUAUGGUCCGGAUGCGUUCGGGACGGGCCUGACGCCGCUGCACCUGUCUGAUGAUGGAGAGGGCGGGGCUUUCCACUUCCAGGAGCCGCCGCCCCCUUAUGCUGCGUACAAAUACCCCGACAUCCAGCACCCAGACGACCCGCCCCCUCCAUACGAGGCGUCAAUCAACCCUGACAGCAUCCUAUACGUGGACCUCGGUCGGACUGGGCUGAAUCUAUCUGCACCUCAGAUGGGUGGAGAAGGGGGCGGCCUCUGCAGACCUCUCCAAGUCCCGCCCCCAGUCCUGUCUCUGCGACCAGACCACGCCCUGGAGGAGAGAGCGGAGUCUGUUGACAGCAGUACCCUGCUGGUGGCUCCAGACACGCCCACAGAGACACAUGACAUCACCCACAGCUCCGCCCCCGAUUCCUCCUGCCCCACCUCCCUCAGUACGGUGGUGUGAGGAGCAGGAAGGGCCAGGGCUUUUGGGGCAGAGCUUUUUAACAGCUCAAGAACAGUAUGAGCGGACUGAGUGUGCUCAGAAAGGAAACACUACAGACUCGAACAUUAGAGCAUGAUGGGAUUUGGGGGGCGGGGAUUUUGAGCACAGGGGCUUUUCAGAGGCGUGGCCUCCAGCUUGUUAUGUAAAUACAGUCACUGCUCCUCAGUUUACCCAUUUUUCAUUGUUUUCAUCUGAGCAUGUGGCAAUGGCACCCCCUGCUGGAUCUUGAACAAAUUACAUUCUGAAGCUUGUUUCUACACCUGGAAUAUUUUCUCUGCAGCUCUGACCAGACUGACCCAGACUGACCUGCCCAUUCAGACCCCGCUAAUGCUAACACUGACCCUGCUAAUGGUAACACUGACCAUGCCUUCUGCUGCAUCUCCUGACCUUCAUACUGUCUCCAUCUGUGCUCUUGCUCCUCCUACCGACCCUCCACCUGGGACAACCUGUUUCUGGAACAGAGCUUCAGCAUCUGCAUGCUACGUCUCUUUCUGCAUCACAUCCUCCUCAGGUGAAGAGCACAGUGGAGUUGUGGGUAAGCAGGUGGGUUUGGAUCUGCAGUGAGUACAAAUAUGAAUUCAAACACUGUAGCAGUGAAGCAUCACCACCAGGUAAAAGUCCUUCAGCCUGAAGCUUUGGAGCUUCUGAGAGCUCUGGAGCUUUAUGACUUUGGAUUUUUGGCCCUGGAGGUUUGGAGGUUUGGAGAGUUCUAGAGCUUUGAAGCUUCAGCUCCAGAGCUAUAUAACGUCUGAUCUUUGCCUCUGGAGCUUUGGAAAUUUGACAGGGAGGUACAUAAAAGUUUUAACUGACUUGAUUGACACUAAUUUAAACUUCAGAACCUGCACUGAUUCACACAGGAGACUCCAACACUGCAGCAUUCAGAGCAGCUUUCAAGCAGUUUUGAAGAUCUGGAGCUUUUUGAAGCCGUCUGAAUGAGCUCUGUGGAGUCAUGCUCUAAUGCUGAUUAGGACCUGAUGAGACAUUGGCUGAAUCUGAAGCUCCUCUCUUCUCCCUUCACAUUGUGCUGUAGGAGUUAGGAAGCGCUCUGUAUGCCCAGCUGUGCAAACGCUGCUGAAGCCCAGACAGCUGUUUGUCUGCGCUGUUCGGAUUCAGAAGCCUGUAUUCUGGGUUCUGUGUUGUGCACUUCGUUGGGAGCAGAGAGCCAUUUGGGACGGAGCCGCAGAGUUUGAGUCUGGUCUGGUUUGUGAUGAGUGAGGUUUAGCGUUAAUUUGUGUGUUUUAGAAAAACGUUGUUGUAGUUGUUUUGAUGUUUAUUACAGACGGUUCAGCAUUUUUUUCUUACUUGUCAUUAAGUGUACAUAUAUUUACACACGAUUAUGAUGGAUAGAAAACGGUCAAAAUUCAGAAUUUUUUAAGUUUUGGGCAGGAGUUAACUUGCCCCUCACUUCCCUUUCCCAUUUUUAGAAAUGAUUAUAAUAAUUAUAAAGGAAUAUAGAAAUUAAUCUUUUUCUCCUAAAAGUCCCUGUAUGAGUCAAAUUUGGAUUUUUUUCAGUGUAAAAGUUCCUGUAUGACAUGGAUUUUUAUUUCUCCAAUUUAGAGGUCCCUGUAUGAGAUGGAUUUUUGUUUCUCUAGUUUAAAAGUCCCUGUAUGAGAUGGAUUUUUGUUUCUCUAGUUUAAAAGUCCCUGUAUGAGUUGGAUUUUUGUUUCUCCAGUUUAAAAGUCUCCUAUGAGACUGGCUUUUACUUGCUCAGUUUAAAAGUCCCUGUAUGAGACUGUUUUUUUAUUUCUUUAGUUUAAAAGUCUCUGUAUGAGAGAGAUUUCUUUUUUCAGUUUAAAAGUCCCUGGUUUUAUAGAAGAGUGGAUGCUGAUUGAUUUGUAAAAAAACAGAAAAUCACAAAUUGGACUUCAUUGGACUUGGACAAUCAUUUCAGGGGCGUUUGGCUUUCUGACCCACGGGCUGGACUCCUGCGGCACCAGCACUGAAACGACGGACGUUUUCCCUCCAGCUGCCCUGUUUACUGUCCAUCACUCUGACACUACUGUUCAUCUUCUGCUCUACGUCCUCUGACCGGUCAGCUCAGACAAUCUUCAGCAGAUGGUGUUUUUCCUCGGUGGUGAUGAAGUGCACGGUGCUGCGAUGGAGUCUGUACAAAACUGAGAGUCACUGAAACGGUUUUAAACUUUGUUUUCGUAGCUGCUGUGCAUGUUUUCGCUCUUUUGGCAUGUAGAGUUUUAUUCUGUCCGGUUCCCUCACCGCUCAGCCGCAGAAACGUUUGAAGUAGAUCAUUUGUAGUGAUGCAAUAAAAAAAAAUGUUUAAUGUAAAAAUGCUACAAUUGAUGAGUUUAAUCUCUAUUUUAUUUCAGUUUUUAAUGUAAUUCGUUUUGGUUUUUGUUUGUUUUGUUUUUGUCAGGGGUUUCACGUUUUACUCUGAUAUAGAUGUACAUCUAAUCAAAAGCCAAAUAAACUCCAGUGAAGGAUGGUGAAGGCCA